This is a messenger RNA of Serpula lacrymans var. lacrymans S7.9, 1462 nucleotides long. RefSeq lists its product as uncharacterized. The record is from RefSeq and is a predicted model, not a curated record. The coding region runs from base 31 to 1320 and encodes 429 amino acids. Gene Ontology annotation, molecular function: heme binding; oxidoreductase activity, acting on paired donors, with incorporation or reduction of molecular oxygen; monooxygenase activity. NCBI's taxonomy places the organism in Eukaryota, Fungi, Basidiomycota, Agaricomycetes, Boletales, Serpulaceae. The transcript has 10 exons.
CAGACAGGGCCUUUUGACAAGUCAAACGCGAUGACUCCAGCACUCACAUUUUGGGGGCCUAAUAUUGUAGAUGCGGGACGUGCCCAGUGGCGGAAAUACAGGCGCGUCAUGGCUCCAGCAUUCAGCAACGAAACUUACGACCUGGUGUGGUCAGAGUCUCUCCGGACGUACUACGAUAUGAUAGCUGCGGAAGGCUGGGACGAGAAACGAGUGGUCGAAGCCCCGUCUUUCCAAGAUAUCGCGUCUAAAUACGCGCUGCUCAUCAUCACCUCGUGUGGUUUUGGUCUUCCAUUCACAUGGGAGUCGCCUCCGAGCGGAUCAGGGUCGAUGACGAUACAAGACGCUGUCUACACGAUCACGCAAACGCUUACAUUCUCCAUCGUUGCGCCAACCUGGCUAUGGUCGCUCCCCAUACCGUGGAUUCAGCGCACGCGCAAGGCGUACGAUACGAUGCGGACGUUCAUGCGGAACCAUAUACAGUCUCGCAAGGCGGACAUCCGCACGAGGAAGGCGGAAAAUGAUGAUUGGAGGAAGGACGUUUUUAAUCUGCUAGUGCAGGAAAGUGAAUCGGAUGGGAAAGCGACUUUGAGUGACUAUGAGUUGAUUGGAAAUGUGUUUGUGCUUUUGAUCGCAGGCCACCAAACAACUGCCCACUCCCUUGCUGCCACACUCGCGUUACUAGCGCUCGACCAGACAGUUCAAAAUGAAAUCGUAGCACACAUUCAGGACAUCGUCGGAGAAAGAGAGCCGACGUUCAAAGACUACUCAAAACUGGAUAAAGUGCUCGCUGCAUUUCACGAGGGUGUACGCAUGUUCCCUGGCGGCGCCGUGCUCAUCCGAGAAGCCAAACAAGACACCACGCUUGUCUAUCCCAGGCUAAGCUCGGCUGGAAUUGAGGAAAACGUAGUAUUACCCGUCGCGAAGGGCGUGCAAAUCCUGAUAGACAUGGUUGGCGUUCAAUACAACCCUCGCUAUAUUUCAGAGCCAGAGGUGUAUCGCCCCUCACGAUGGUAUUCAAAGAAUACAUCUGAAUCAUCGUCAUCUGUGGAACACGGUGACAACGCCACCAAGGGACCAUCUAGUAUGCAGGAUUCAGAGCCAUUUACGGCGUUCAGUGUUGGCCCGCGCGCUUGUAUCGGACGCAAGUUCGCCACGACAGAAGCCGUAUGCUUCCUCACGCUACUGCUUCGUGACUGGAAAGUAGAGCCGUUGUUACGGACGGGAGAGACGACCGAGGAAUGGCGCCAACGCGCGAUGCAGGCCACGUUGACACUGGCGCUGGGGAUCAAGGACGUGCCGUUGAAGUUUGUCAAGAGGUAAUGCGGUUGCUUGUUGCAGCGGUGUGCAAAGAGGAGGGUGAGCAAAAACGUCGCUCGGCACUGCACGGGGAAACGACAUACCUAUAUCGUUUGUUUGUUGGGGUGUGUGCUCGAAUACGAUCGAUGACUGUUUACGAAUGCUA